AUGUCAGGAAAGAAAAGUCUCCAGGGUGGAGCUGGCGCUAAAGAGCGACAGCAGAGCUGCAGAUCCGGGGGGGAUUUGCCGGCCAGUGAUCUUCACGUUCGAGGUUCUUCAACCGAUGUUCCGCGGAGGUCAAUCGCCAAAUCCAGCUUCUCCUUGCGGACUAGCGCCAAGCAACCAACCAGCCAUUACAUAAUCCACCGAGCUUCAGGCUUUUUCUGGCUUUUCAACCACCGCUCGGAUCGCGAAACCAAGCGACGGACUGCGCUCGAACCCACACAGGCUACGGGGUACGAGGACACUAUUAUCGCCCUGUCUAUGGGCUCCUUCGUUAGUUUGGACAGAUGGGGCACUGGCUUUCCUGCCUCACAAUGGUUCACUCUGAUGCGGAUCUGCCAUCGCUGGUGGAAAUGUAUGGACGCCUGGAUCGCCCGGGAUCCUGUUCCUGUCAUUCGUCCGGCAUGUCACCACCGGCGAUUCGCCCUGAACUCUCGAAGCGCAUCCUGCAGGGGGCCUGUUAAAAAUAGCGAUACCUCCAAUUGUGGUUUCAACUACUCCGUACUCCGUACGGAGUAG
This is a messenger RNA of Coccidioides immitis RS, 573 nucleotides long. RefSeq lists its product as uncharacterized. The record is from RefSeq and is a predicted model, not a curated record. The transcript has 3 exons. NCBI's taxonomy places the organism in Eukaryota, Fungi, Ascomycota, Eurotiomycetes, Onygenales, Onygenaceae. The coding region runs from base 1 to 573 and encodes 190 amino acids.